UUCAGUUGCUUUGUCACAAUGUGUAUUGUUAUAAAUAAAGGUGGCUUGACUUGACUUACACACAAACACACUCUCCUAUGAACUCCACUUCACCUGUCCUACAUGUUUUUGGAUUGUAGGGGAAACCUGAGACCUGGAGGAAAACUACUGUUGGUUUAUUAUUUGUAAUUAGUGAAACUCUAAUUCAUCACAAAUAUAAUGAAAAUGUCAGGCUGGAAUGAAAACAAUAUUUAAUCAAACAUAAUUAAAAACCUAGUGGAAGUGUUUGCGAACGUGCAGUGAUUGUUCUCAUGUAUGGCCUCCUGUGCCCUGUUUGAUUGUCCCCACAGGUAAUAAGUGCUCUUUUGUGAUGUUUAACAAUAAACUGAAUGCUGAGAUCUCACAAAAUCUCAUCAUCUGUAGAUCUAGUAACAAGACAAGCUUACACAAAAUAUAGGAUUAGAUUUAAUAGACAUAGUUGGUUCAGAUAUGAGCUGGGUCUAUUGUGUUUGUCUUGUGUAACAACAUUGAUGUGGUUUUCAAAGAGCUGUGACCCUUUAAAGGAGACUAAUGAUUCUUGUUUCGCUCAAAAACUAUAACGAAGUCACAGCUGAACAUUGUGGAAUCUGACCUGGGAGUUUUCUAACAAAGGUAAAUGUUUAUCAGUUUUACAUGCUUAAAACAGAUAUAUUGAUAAAAGAACUUAGAACUGCUUAUUUUUCAUGUUUUUGUAGGAGCUGAAAUGGUUCUUCAACCCAGGAUUUCAUUGUUGCUCCUCCUCUGUUCAUCUCUUCUUGCAUUUGUAGCUGCUAAUUUCACUGAGACUCCCUGUGAUCGUCGCUGUCUGGCAAAUUCUCGGGUUCAGAAAGAACUGUUUAGUGCGCCACAGAGUGAUAACUGUACCAUCAUAGUGAACAUCACUUCAGUACUGUAUGAGACACUGUCUUUCGAUACAAAGGACAUGAAAAUGACCAGCCGUAUCAAGGUAAACAUGCUGUGGAACGAUCCUGAUCUUGGAUGGAUGCAAGAGAAAUCGAAAUAUCCAGCAAUUGUUUUGCCAGGUGAUAAAAUCUGGAUUCCUCGGAUAGUUUUGGACAACGCAAUAGAAACGAGCAUGGAGCCGUACGCUAACGAUGUGCAGGUGCGGCGGGAUGGAACUGUGCUCCAUUCAGUUGUUUUGUUCACGACGGUGAGCUGUGAGAUAAACCUCUUCAACUACCCCUUUGUGAAAGGGUCGUGCCCUGUGGCCAUCAAUGGGUGGAGCCAGAAAGCUUGCACGCUCACUCUCCAGAUCGCUGAUAAUGUGUCUUUGAUUGGCGGCAGUCGAGGAGAGUGGCAGACUACACACGUGAUCAAAACUGUGGAUUCAUCAAAUCGUGUUUAUCUCCAAGUGGCUCUGUUGAUUAACCCCUUCAGUGCUGUUGUAACCCUGAUCCUGCCCAGUGGACUGGUACUGCUGACUGACCUGGUGAGCUUUGCUCUGCCAUUUGAAGGGGGAGAACGCAACUCUUUUAAGGUCACCUUGGUCCUGAGCUUCACCAUGUUCCUUCUCAUCCUCAGUGAUCACUUGCCUAGCAGUGGCGAGUGUAGCCCCCUCCUACAUUACCACUUCUGCUUCUGUCUGGUGUGUUUGGUCAUGAGUACGCUGGCUUCCAUAGUGCUAACACGUCUGUCUAUAGAUAACAGCUUCUUACUGUGCAGAAGAUCUGCAAAGGUUCAUCCAUCAAACAGCACCGAAACACAACAUGACAGCCUGGAUCAGGAGAAAGAUAAAGGUGUGAUUGCAACCCAGUCUGGUAAUCUGGCUUCAGAGAUGGCCUCGCUCCAGGAAAUAGUGAACUUUUUGGAGAACAUGGAUAAAGGAGAAAAGGAGGCACAGAGUAAAGUGGCAUUAGCUUACCUCCUAGACAAGUUCUGCUUUGGCUUUUUUAUGAUGAUCUACAUAAUUUAUGUCAUAAUUCUUGUUGUUAUCACCAGAACAGACAUUUGUAAGGUUAAUAAUCUAGAUUUCUGGGAUGAGUCUCACCACAAUAAUGACAACUUUGACUACUCAUACACUGAACCAUAGUCAC
Molecule: messenger RNA, 2051 nt
Organism: Carassius carassius (crucian carp)
Lineage: Eukaryota; Metazoa; Chordata; Actinopteri; Cypriniformes; Cyprinidae
Product: 5-hydroxytryptamine receptor 3A-like
Exons: 9
Coding region: 722-2047 (441 amino acids)
Biological process (GO): signal transduction; chemical synaptic transmission; regulation of membrane potential
Cellular component (GO): synapse; neuron projection; membrane
Molecular function (GO): transmembrane signaling receptor activity; neurotransmitter receptor activity; extracellular ligand-gated monoatomic ion channel activity
Source: RefSeq, a predicted model, not a curated record